AUGUCUUCAUUGUUAAGCAAUAAUCAAAACACACGACAAUCUAUGUCUCCAUCAGAAGCAGUUGAAGAACUUAAAAGUUUCAUAAAUUUUGAAUUAAUGAAAACAAAUGAUGUUUUCAGGGAAUCGAUUGAACAAAAAUUAAUGACAACUAUUGAGAAAUUUGAAGAACAGAUGAAAAGGGAAAGUAAAUCCAUAACAUCUAAUAUAACUAUUGGAAAAGUUAGGUCUUUAAUAAGUGAAGCACUGGCUGUAUAUGACGCCGAUAAGACAGGUCAACCAGAUUAUGCAUUGGAACCGUCAGGAGGAACUAUUAUAAACACUCGUUGUUCAGAAACAUAUGAUCCGCACGGAGUUCAAUAUAAGAUCUUUGGUAUACCUUUUUGGAGUUCAUCGGUGAGUCCGCGGGCAGUCAUUCAACCGACAAUAAGUCCCGGCGAAUGCUGGGCUUUCAGAGGUUCAAAUGGUUAUCUCGUGAUUCGCUUAUCUCAAGCCAUAUAUCCAUCCGGUUUCACUUAUGAACACAUUUCCAAACAAAUAUCAAGAGAUGGAAACAUCGAUUCCGCGCCCAAAGAAUUUCAGGUCCGAGCGCUCGACGACGAAACCGAUACUACGGGACAUCUUUUAGGUAAUUAUGUCUACGAAGAUAACAACACUCCGAUGCAAUAUUUCGCGGUUGAAGACCCAAAUCCUCGAGCCGUCGAAUUGAUUGAAUUAGUGAUACUAUCAAAUCACGGCCACAAUGACUAUACCUGUCUCUAUAGAUUCCGUAUUCACGGAAAGAGAAUCAACACUUAAUUUGUCAAAUAUAUGCCAUAUUUUCGUCAAUUUCUUAAUCUAUCGAUAACUCUAUUUUAUUUAU
Oppia nitens is the source of this 859-nucleotide messenger RNA. Its product is annotated as SUN domain-containing protein 1-like. The transcript is spliced from 2 exons. Bases 1 to 795 code for a protein of 264 amino acids. Lineage: Eukaryota; Metazoa; Arthropoda; Arachnida; Sarcoptiformes; Oppiidae. The record is from RefSeq and is a predicted model, not a curated record. Gene Ontology annotation, biological process: nuclear envelope organization. Gene Ontology annotation, molecular function: protein-membrane adaptor activity. Gene Ontology annotation, cellular component: nuclear envelope; meiotic nuclear membrane microtubule tethering complex.